CGUUCAAAAAUUCGUGUACCUGGUCAAAAUAUUCAUUUUUCGUACGAUGCUUCAACGUGAUCAGCAAGACCCUGUCUACCAUUUCAUUAGCACUUCUUGGCUGGAUAUUUUACAACAUUCGGGAGAGGUUUUUCUUCAAAGUCGUGCGUUGAAAUCUUUCCCAUUACAAGUAUUUUUACCGGAUCAUUCAUCCGCCCUUCAUAGUUUACUUUCGAAAAUAUUCACUUUUUUAGUACUUUUCUAACAUUCCAUAUUCCAACAGAUUUGUUUCCUUACACUAAUGGAGUCGCUCCAUUGGCGCCCCUCGAUACGAAAUUAACCAACUUUAAAUAUUAAUUUAACUUUUGAAAAUUCACGAAAUACCCCCAAAAAUAAGUUGUAUAUUCUAGAUUUUAUUUCUACUAUACAUUUCCAAUUCAAAUGAGAACAAAUUCCUCGUGAAACAAUAAGAGCGGUAUUGAUUUUCACCCCUUUUGAUUCGAAUUCCUCCGCCACUGUAUACGAAUGACGUAAACGAACUUGGUACCUCGGUUGCCAUAUUGAAUUUUUCACCCUGUUAGGCGCCUGCGUGGAGUGUGCGCAGUGCGUAUUAUUACCUGUUUCUCUUUUCCGUAUAAAACUAUCGGUGUUUAUAUGAAGAAAUAUGUGAUAUUUAAUAAAAUUUGUGUAUAAAAUAUAAUAUAAAAUAUUCGUUUCUCAUCUUCUAACGAUAAUCAUGUUAAAUAGUUCACCAUUCUAGUGAAAUUUUCGAACACUUGGUUCACAGCGACAUCUUUCGUUUACAUUUGGAGCCACAUCGAGAAAAGCUUAGACCAGCAUCAGUUUUGUGAACGAAAAUUGCAUAUUGUAUUAAAUCAAAGUGUUUGCAGUGCCGAUUAUAAAUAUUCCGUGUUUAAAUUAAUAUCUGUGAAAAUUCGAGUAGUUUUGUAUAUCAAGUGGUAAAAGUGUAGUGUAGUAAAAAAUUAUAUUUGCAAGUUGUCAUGGCGGCUGAAUAAUCGACCAAUAGGAGAGCUUGAUACAUCGGUUGUUAGGUGUUCUUUUUCGCUUUGGGAUACGCGUCAUUCUACUAUUUCGUGCAUAUUUUAGUGAAAUCAGUGAUUUUUCACCCUUUGAUGGCGAAAGAUGAUGAGCAUUGAGGACGAAAAAACAAAUACACCCUGAAAAUCAAAUUCCAGUCGUGUAAAAAUGCGUUUUCUGUUGUUUGUCACGUGACCUACCCGAUUAUUAUGGCGAAAAGAGCGGACAACGACCAUGAACCGUUUUAAGUAAAAUUUUGACAUUCCUAUUGUAUACAAGUUUGUUUUCAUAAUCUACCACGUGCAUUUUGAAUAGUGAUUGACAGUUGACCAAGAAUAUGUCAACAAGAGGUAUGAAAAAGAGGGGGCGUCCCCCUAAGGUUCAGGUUGCAGAAAGAACUAAGAAAUUUCAGUAUCAUCUUCUCAAAAAACCGACAUAUUUAUUAAAUAAUAAAGCAUCUGAAUCACAGUCGAGUACGCCAACAGCUUCAAGACCUUCUUCCCCACAUGAAAGUGAGUCCAGCAGACGUAGUAGUACUAGAAUAAGGGGAAAAGAUGGCCACAGAGCUGGUCGAAAGUCUGGUUAUGCUGGUUCUGCUUACCAGCGUAGAGGAAAUAAUACAUCUCACAAUGAUUAUCACGACUCCGAAUACCACUACGGGUCAGAUUUUGGAGAUGAUUCGAGUGACAACAAAAGUGACAUGGAAGAUGAGCUGGGACUCUCCGAAAGCGAAUCGGAGGGUUCUGUUGGAGGCCCUAGCAGCGACAGCGACUUCUCGUUGAGCAGCUUCAGUACGAUGAGUGGCACUCCAAGAAAAGGAUUGAAUGUAAAUAGAGCACCCACUCCAGACCCGCCGUUGUGGCUACAAAACCGGGAAAUACCUUCCUUAAUGUUACCAAAGUCGUCUGACGAUUUGUUGGUACCUAAAGAAAGAAUUAUGGAAGUUGUCAGUAUUUAUGAAGUAUUGAGACAUUUCAGAAACCUUGUAAGGUUAUCACCUUUCAGACUAGAAGAUUUCUGUGCGACUUUAAUGUGCGAAGAUCAAAGUAGUUUGUUGGCGGAGAUCCACAUUAUGCUCCUGAAAGCUUUGUUGAGGGAAGAAGACUCCCAACAAACCCAUUUUGGGCCGCUAGAUCAGAAAGACAGUGUUAAUAUAUCAUUAUAUGUUAUUGACUAUAUAACGUAUCCGGAAGUUUUGAGGGCCUACGUUGAGAGCGAUAAAAGCUUCGAUCCCCAAGUGCUGGAAGUUUUGUCUACUACCGAUUAUCCAUUUUCAACGCUGGAAGACAGAAUCAAAGUUCUACAGUUUCUUACAGAUCAGUUCCUCACUACAAAUCCUGUUCGUGAAGAUCUAUUGAGUGAAGCUAUACAAUCAAUAUGUUUGUUCCAUUUCGAAAAUUCGUCAAUAUGGAGUCUUAAAAACAAUAAUUUUUACAAAACAGGCACGGUCACACCCAGAACGUUCAACAUGGAAGACUUGCGCCGAAAGAGCUUGGGAAUUCUGAGUCGCGACGAUAAUGAGCGCGACGAAUCUCGAAUGACGCGGCUGAAAUCCAGUCAGAUGGCCAGCGGCACUUACCUCUUCAAACUCGGGAUGGAGAACUCGUUCAAGCUGUACGUGAACCAGUUCACCACGAACGUCAUCGCUCUGAACAAACCGCAGCGUAACGAAGAACGGGACAAGAAGCGGCAUUUGUCGCACAAGUUCUCUUUGACGCCCGCGUCCGAAUUCAAAUGGGUCGGUACUCUCAGCGGAAGCAGGACGCUGAUCAUGAACACCCUGCGUCACACCAUCUUGCAACUCGAACAGCAGAUUCCCUCGCCGUUCAUGCAUCCCAACUGGCACCUGCUGCGCAAGCAUUGGCUGACGAUCGUCGGCAGUUGUCAGCAGCCUAAAGAUUUCGCCAGGGUGUUGGUCGUGCUUCAAGCUUGCAUUAAACCGGUGGUGUUCGCUACCGUAUGGCACGAACAGUUGGGACAUACGCGACUGUCCAGGAUAACUGCUACCGAGAGAGAAGAACGCAAAAAGAUUGAGAAACGCGAGAAGAAGGAGCGUGAGGAGGAGGAGGAACGGAACCGCAUGAUAGUCAGCGGAUACGUCAAAUAUACCAUGAGUUUCAAGCAUCAGUUGUGGAAGCAGAAAGGGGAGGAGUACAGGAUACACGGCAGAUGGGGCUGGCUCUGGAUUCGCAUCCCGAGAAACUUCCAGCACGUUAAUUCGAGAGAAAUGGGUCUGGCUGCUCCUCCGCAGAAGAUGAUGCUGCAGAUCAAAGAUGGCGCCGGAAACAAAGUACUUGCCCUCGAUUCCCACAUGUACGAGUUCUUAAUGUCCAGACUGAAAGAUGGUAAAGUGAGAGAAGACGCCGAUGACGUCCCCGCCGCUUUGAGGAACAUCGAAAUUUCUCUUCCUCCCAAACAUUUCGAGGAAAUAAACGUCAGUAAAGCUCUGCUGACUCCCGGCCGUUUGCUCUAUCCGAAGGUCGCUAAAAAAUGUAAACUGGAUAAUUUACUAGCUAGACGUGUUCAGCUGAAAAUUCUGGAGGAGAGGAAAAUUUCUCUGGCCAAGACGGAGGAGGUUCUGAAAGAAGAAGACGUGAUAGACGUGGAGGCGGAAGAUGAAGCGAACGCGGAAGGUUUAGAUAAACAGCUCAACAAUAUGAUGAGCGGAAAGGUCACGCUGCCUAAUAACGCUCAGAUCCAACCGAAUCGGGAAGUGCUCAACUCGAUUGCUAAGAGAAUACACGCGCUUCGCAUCCAUUACAAUACGAUAAUCAAACUGGCAAAGGGUUCCCAGUGUUACAGCAAAGGUUGCAACUCCAGUAACAACACCGAGAACACUUGCUAUUCCCCGAUGUGCAUUCAAAGGGUAAAGGUGCGGAAGGAUCUCCUAUACUUGUUGGGCAAAGCUAAUCUUGCCACGAAUUCAGCAGUCAAAUUGCCCAUAAUUCAAACUGUCAACACACCCACCAAAAAACCUCCUGUAUUGGAACAGAAGCCUCCUUCUAUAUUGGAACAAACUUUGAAGUCGCCCCAACAGCCGUCGGUUGCGAAGGAAAGGGAGUCCGUCGUCAUCCCGACGAAAGAGAGCAUUUGUAAGGAUUUGGUCAACGCGGUAUUGGUGGCUACCAAGCUCGAGGACGAAGGCGACGCCUUUGUGCCUGUUAAAGAAUAUGAGGUGAAGCUAGAACCGAAAGAGGAGAAGGAGGAGUCUAAAGAAUCCGAUCCUAAGCUCGAAAGUGGUGAUCAGCUAAAGUCGCCGCGAAAGAAACCUAAAAUGGAACCGUGCGACGAAGUAGAUUUAAAGUCUAUGUCCCCGACCGCCAUCAAGGAGAUGAUCCUCGGUGCUAAGCCAGAGAAAAAGGAAGUGACGGUUACUAGUACCUUUACCACAACCACGACGGUUACGACUAGUACCACAGCGGUGGACGGCGUGGUUAAGAGCGUGUCUGAAAGCGAAGACAUAAUAGAUACCGUUACGGUGUGUUCUUCCAUUAACGGCACUAGCAGCCAAACUAUAAAGACCCUUAACGCUAGAUCUGCUGGGUACAGCGCCCAGCAGAACCGACGAUUCUGCGCCUACAAGCUCGGGGUGAAGCGCGAGGAGAAAACUAUCAAGGCCGAACAUGCCGAAGACGGCACAGAACGGGUGUACACGACCAUGUCGACCGAAGGAAAGGUGAUUCUGAAGAGGGUGCCGACGACACUGGAGCUCAAACGUAAACGCAGGCAAGUGGUCAAGUAUCCUGCUUGCUCGACCUUCCGUUCCAGGAACAACCGUUCUUCUCUCUUGGUCCUGCCCAGACACGAAACCAGAAAGUUGGCGAGGAACGCCGGUAGGAUCCACAUUAACGGGUUCCACGCCUUGGCCAAGGCGAACAACAGCGUGUGGCCGUACCCGUGCUCCAGGCCGCUGUUCAAAACGUGCUGGAUUUAUAGAACGGUUAAUUUGAAGUCGUUGGCGAACGCGGCGCUUCAGUUGAAGAUACUUUGGGCUUGUUUGAGGUGGGAUGAUAUGCAGACCAAACCGCCGAACGCCGACGGAAAGCAUCAGAUAACGACGGAGACGGAGAUUCUGUCUUUGGAGUUGCUGAAGCAUAGGCAUAUCGGGCAGUUCAUGGAGAGGACACAGUAUCUUAGGCGGAAAGUUGUCAUACCUUUGGAAUUACCAAAAACUGUUAGAGGUGAGGUGGAAAAGGCUAAUCAGCAAGUUAUAACUAGGAGCCGCACCGGCAACCUGCCUCCCAACAAGCUGUCUCUGGUCAUCGAAAGUGCGUCCGACUCGAAGUUGGCGACUGUUACUGGCAAAGCGAGCGCCGAAGAGAUCAAGGAGAAGAUGGAGCAGCAGUUGAGGCUGCAGCGCGCCGCCCACCAACAGAAGCGGGCCGCUAUGGAAGUGAAAAACGUUACGGUGAAGAGCGGCCCUUUGCUCGACAUGAUUGGGAGUACGGCACAAGCUGCUACGGCUAGUUCUACUGUAACUACUACAAAACCUGCAACAAGUACUAAUGCGUCAUUACCUCCCAUACAACCCAAAGUAACGACCACUGUCGAUGGGAUGAAAAUUGUCAAGAAUGUCAUAAUGCCGAGCCAAGCUGUGGUCGGUGGUAAAAACACGUUGACUUCCCUGCUGACUUCGAAUAGCAACAAGUUGGCGGGGAGGCGAAUUUUGAUGACAAAGGGACCCGACGGAACCACCAGAGUCAUCACCGGUACCGCGAAUAUUCUGCCCAAGAAUCUUCCGACGACCCAGCAAAGUUUGAUCAAGACACAAACGACGAGCGGACAUCAAAUUCAACAAACUGUUCAGGUUCAACAACCGACAACAUCUGCCAUCUCCACAUCUCAUCAACAACCCUCCAAAGAAAUUCCUCAACGCGUUCAGAUAAUGCGUACACCUGACGGCCGUUUCACCGUCAAGGGUCUCCAACCGGGUCAGCAGCUCGUUCAGUUUCCGGACGGUAAACUUCAGGUUUUCACAACGGCUCAACUCCAAUCGUCGGGUCUCGCAACAACUCCCAAACCUCUGGGCACCACUACCACCCCGAAGGCUAUACUUAAACAGGCUAUACAUACUUCCGCAGGUAAAGUUACGGCUCAGAGCAGUCCGAUGAAAGCUGUUGUGGCCCAACCGUCGGUGCAGCAACAAAAUUCCGUCAAGCAGCAGGUGCUGGUGAAACAAGGUUCGCCGGUCGUUCAGAAGAUCUCGCAGGGUAGUUCGGUGGUCACUUCUGGAGCGCCGAUAAUGCAACAGCAAGUAGUGCUUGGCACCAAUCAAGUCAUCACCACUAAUCAGAACGGUCAGCAGGUGA
This is a messenger RNA of Leptinotarsa decemlineata (Colorado potato beetle), 6326 nucleotides long. RefSeq names its product nucleosome-remodeling factor subunit NURF301 E(bx) (gene E(bx)). Gene Ontology annotation, biological process: regulation of transcription by RNA polymerase II. NCBI's taxonomy places the organism in Eukaryota, Metazoa, Arthropoda, Insecta, Coleoptera, Chrysomelidae. Gene Ontology annotation, molecular function: RNA polymerase II cis-regulatory region sequence-specific DNA binding. The record is from RefSeq and is a predicted model, not a curated record. Gene Ontology annotation, cellular component: NURF complex.